Arabis nemorensis is the source of this 687-nucleotide messenger RNA. The record is from the annotation of a GenBank genome assembly. Lineage: Eukaryota; Viridiplantae; Streptophyta; Magnoliopsida; Brassicales; Brassicaceae.
AUGGCGGCGGGAGAAAAAGGUGUGAGAGGUAGGAGAAGAGAACGAGAUGUGACGGAUCAAGGUACGACGACGACGGUGGAGACACCGACGGUGAAACGGAGGAAGAUGAUGGAGGAAGAAGUAGAAUCGAGGAUUGUAUUAUCUCCACAGGCGACGAAUCGCGGCGGAAUUAUAGCGACGAGAAAUUCAGCUGGUGUCGUUAUCGUUCGACGGCGAGGAGAAGAACAGUGUCAGAUUCCUCUUAGCUCUGAUUUGGAUUCUUAUUGCUCUGGUAAUAUUCAUAACAAUAGAUCGGAAGAGAAAUCGAAAAGAAGAAUCGAAUUCGUUGAUUUUCAGGAAAAUUAUAACGGUGGUGGUGGUGAUGAUGAAAUCGAAACGUCGUGGAUUUAUGAUAAUUUCAACAAAAGGAAGAACCCAUACAGUGAACAAGAGGAAUCGGUGAAUUACAUGGAUUCCAAAGCUAUGGAGAAUCGAUCAUCAGAAGAUACCGUCGUUGAAUCUCGCCGCCGGUUAAAGAAAAGCGGUGAGACAACGACGGUGAAAGAAGGUGAGAUUGAAGAUUUUUUCCAAACGGCAGAGAAAGAUCUCCGGAAUAAAAUGUUGGAAUGUUCAAGAAAGUAUAAUUUCGAUUUCGAGAAAGAUGAGCCAUUAGGUGGACGAUACGAGUGGGUAAAAUUGAAUCCUUGA